AUGCCGGGGGAAGAGCUGGAAGAUCUCAAAAAUGAGCUGGAGAAGCGGCAGAGAAAAAAACCCGAGGUUUCCCAGCCGGACACCGCGGCGGAGGAGAAGAACCAGGAGCCGGAUGUGAAAAGCUCCAUCGGCAGGUUUGUGUGGAAAGUGACUUUCCAGCUCCCGGAUGCGGCUCCGGGGCUGGAAGAGCGAGUUUGUCACUUCUCGUGGAGGAGCAGCGCCCUGAAGGAAACCCUGAGGAAGCUCCAAGCCAGCGUCACCCUGGACCCCGACACGGCUCACCCCGACCUCGUCCUGUCCGAGGACGGAAAAAGCGUCUGGCGUGCCGGACCCCGCCAGCUCCCGGAAAACCCCCAGCGCUUUGACUACUGGCCCUUCGUGCUGGGCCACCAGGGUUUCGUGUCCGGUCGCCACUGCUGGGACGUGGACGUGGGCGACGGUGGCGACUGGGCCGUGGGGGUGGCCCGCGAGUCCGUGCGGAGGAAGGGGCGGCUCAGCCUCGGCCCCCAGGGCGGGAUUUGGGGUCUGGAGAAGUGGGGCGGGCAGGUCCGGGCGCUGACCGCCCGCAGGGUGACCCUGGUGGCGCUGAGGUGGCUGCCCCGCAGGGUCAGCGUGCACCUGGACUGCCCUGGGGGCACGGUGGCGUUUUUCGAUGCUGAGGAUGGGGGGCUCCUGUUCGCCUUCUCCCGGGUGUCCUUCGCUGGGGAGAGGGUCCGGCCCUGGCUCUGGGUGGUGGGGGCCAGGUCCCAGCUCCGCCUGUUGCCCCUGAGAAGUGUCCCUGGUGUCCUGUGCCCCUGA
Molecule: messenger RNA, 798 nt
Organism: Catharus ustulatus (Swainson's thrush)
Lineage: Eukaryota; Metazoa; Chordata; Aves; Passeriformes; Turdidae
Product: E3 ubiquitin-protein ligase TRIM39-like
Molecular function (GO): protein binding
Source: RefSeq, a predicted model, not a curated record